AUGGGUGUGGUGGCGGAGACGGGCGUCGACUAUGGCGCCAUCUACGGCCCGUUUCCCGCUGUCGGCAAUAUCCCGUCGGCACAUUUCAUUGGCUACCUGACCAGCGACAGUGUUAGGGAAACGGCUUCAGUCAGGGUGGACGUACGCCACAACCAGCUGGGAACGGUGGAUGUUCAUGACAAUCAGCUGGGAACGGCCUGGUUGCCGUACGUGAGAGCGGCGCGGUCGAUGGACGAACAGAAUAUGGAGGCUUACACAAAGGAUGGACACAUUUACUAUAGGACCUUGCAGAUCAUUCGAAGCGGGAAGGAGCUACUUGUCUGGUACAGCAAAGACUUCGCCCAGAUUCUCGGAAUACACGUUUCCCUAACUCCGAUAGAUGGUGACGAAAUUCCGUGUCCGAAAUGCGGGGAGAGUUUCCAGUACCAGUAUUCAAUGUUAGCGCAUGCGCGCUUCCGGUGUAACGGUUCACAAAGCACCAGUUCAAUAAGUCCUGGUCGCAGACACCCCAAAACAGAUCACGCUCUACCAAGUCCAAGUUUUAGCGACGGGCACGCAAGUGACAAUUCUGAUAACUCAGACAUAAGGAUAUUAAAACGUAAAAGUGAUUCUGAUGUUGACCUUGACCUAAGUCCAGCCAAGGUCAUGGUUGUAGAGGAGAAUAACAAUGUCGCCACGCCCCCUCAGUGUUCUCCAAAAGCGGAACGAGAGAGAGGUGAAGCUGGAAGUGCUUUCAGGAAAGUGGAAAAGUCGACUGUAAGCCACUCCCCAACCGGACAGUCUAAUGAGGCAAGAACAUCUGUUCACAGACAAGAAUCUAGAUCAAUCGCAAAUGAAAUGUUACAGGAAAAAAGCCAGGACAACUUAAUGCGUCAUCUGUACAAUAAGAGAAUGAUGCCAUCGGCUGCAUUGAACAACCGUUUUGUUGGCGGGUUUGGAAUGAUGAUGCCAAAUUGGCUUGUUCCGAAAUCAUCCAGCACCCAGCAGUACAUUGAUCCACGGUUAUAUGCCGAAAGGUGCCCAGUGCCAACGUCAAGCAAACCGAACUUUUUUCAGAACCUUCCCGGACCAAUAAAUGUGCUAUCCCAGGACGCCAUAAGGUCGUAUCCAAACGGUGAAAUGUUGAGUAAGCAGAUUCUGAUGGAGCAACUACGAAAAUCUCAGCUUCCGUGCGUGCCGACGGCGAAUCCAAUGGUUGAGAAAAUUCUGCAGACCGCCUCCACUCCGCCAAUACUGCAGCGUCCAAUACAGCAAAUGAAUCUGGCCCAAAACUGGUGCGCAAAAUGUAACGCGACGUUCCGCAUGACUAGCGAUCUCGUUUACCACAUGCGAUCUCACCACAAGCGAGAGUUUGACCCAAUUAAGCGGAAACGAGAUGACAAACUACAGUGUGACGUGUGCAAAGAAACUUUCAAAGAACGUCAUCAUCUCACACGACAUAUGACGUCACACAGUUGA
Messenger RNA from Mya arenaria, 1458 nucleotides. RefSeq lists its product as uncharacterized. Gene Ontology annotation, cellular component: nucleus. Gene Ontology annotation, biological process: regulation of DNA-templated transcription. The transcript has 5 exons. Lineage: Eukaryota; Metazoa; Mollusca; Bivalvia; Myida; Myidae. The coding region runs from base 1 to 1458 and encodes 485 amino acids. The record is from RefSeq and is a predicted model, not a curated record.